Molecule: messenger RNA, 2905 nt
Organism: Schistocerca cancellata (South American locust)
Lineage: Eukaryota; Metazoa; Arthropoda; Insecta; Orthoptera; Acrididae
Product: G kinase-anchoring protein 1-like
Exons: 6
Coding region: 151-1206 (351 amino acids)
Biological process (GO): signal transduction
Cellular component (GO): Golgi apparatus
Source: RefSeq, a predicted model, not a curated record
UAGUGGUGCGACCUGUGUUGCGCUUGUUGUGACAGCUCGAGGCGCAAGUUUCAUUGAAGUGUUGUUUGCUUGUGUUUCUCAUAAGUGUACUUACAUUGCUGAGAAAUUUAACCCUUUUAAAACUGAGUCUGAUUUGUUACUUGAUACACCAUGGCGACCGCAGUUGCUUCACGAUUUGCUGUUCUUACUGUUGAAGGCGAAGAUGAUUAUCCGAAGAAGAGUCAACAGAAGAAAAAGACUGACAAUAAAAAGUCAGCUUCGGGCACCCAAAAGUCGGAUACAAAUCAGAAAAAGAAAAAUAAGAAACAAGAAAAUGGAAAGCAACAGAACCAGCAGAAAGCGAAUGCAAAACCAAAAGCUAAAUCUUCUACCAAGGGGGACGGAAACAAGCAAGCAAGUUCCACAAACAAAAAGAAAUCUGCUACACAAGACAAUCAGUGGGAUCAGUGGAAACAAAAAGAUUCAGAGUUUGUAGAAGAAUCAUAUGAAAGAGAUCUGCAGCAGGCCAUCCUCCUCUCGAAGCUGGACUAUGAGGAAAAGAAAGAUGUUUACGAGCAGUUGAAGAAAGAAUCACAAGAACAAGAAAAACGACAGGCAGCUAAUGGAGGAAAUAAACGGGCAAAAAAGCAGCAGAACCGUGCACAACCCAUGUCACUAGAGCAGUUUAAUAAUAUGGUGGAAUCCGAUGGUCUUAAUGCAAUGGGUGCUGUAGAAGAGUCUGAGUCAGAACAGCCAUCAAUAAUUUCAUCAAAUCAAAUAGAACAUGAUACUACAUUCUUUGAAAGAAUCCAGAGUGAUACCAAGAAAGUUCUUGAUCGUGAACACUCUGAAGAACUACGAAAAGCACGUGAGCCUUUUCUUAAUGAACUACUUCUUGUAGCUCAGUUGCAAGAUGCUCUAGAAAAGAAAAAAGACGAAAAUGAGUUAUUAAAACAAGAAAUUGCUGAAUUAAGAGAAGAAUUGCUUAAUGUGAGAACAAGAAACAAGAAACUCUGUCAAAUCCUUGCUCAUGGUGAAAUGAAAGAUAAGGCAGAAGUUCUCCUAGAAGUUGACCGCCUCCAACAAAUGAGGGAUGAACUGUCAUCAGAAGUAUCCAGUCUUCACACUUUGUUAGAGCAAGAACGUUCAAAAGUACGGGCCCUAACUUCUGAUACGAAAAACAAAUCCCAGAACAAGAAACGGAGUGCAAGUGAAACAGCACAAUGAUGGCAGAAGAAGAAACUGGGAAACAUGUACCAGAACUAGUUUCCUGCAGAUUUGUUGUGGAACUGUUUUUGCUGUCUCCAGAUAAACUAAGCAAGAAAUCAAAUUGCUCGCUGCAUGCCAUUUAUGGUGGAGUCUUCAGGUCUGCGGCAAAGCAGAACACUUUUGAACAACUUUUAUAUGUCAUUUUGCAUCUUGUGACUGGAUCAGUAUCUUUGAUAAUUGUGUUUGUUUGGUUUGGUAUCAACUUUAAGGGUUUCAUCUGGAUUUAACUGUGAUGAUAACUUUAAAUGUAUGCUUUUUAGUAGAUUUGAGAGAAAAUUUUCAUUGGUAUUUAUGUUAUUCUUCCUUUAUACGCUGCCAGAUACAGGAGGAACAAAUUUUAACAUCAGAAGGCAUUGGCUACUGUCCUAACAUAAUAUUCAUGCUUGGGCUCAUUUGGCAUUCUGGAUACCACAUAUUCUUACUAUUAAUAAUAGCAUGUAUCAUUAUAAUAAGGUCUGCCUUUUUUUGGAGAUGUUGAAAUCACCACCCAUUUAAAUUUGCACAAUUUUGUUGCAUUUUUUUCUGAAAAUAUUAAUUGAUAGCUACAAGUUACACCUCAGUGGUUUUUAUUUUGAGCUGGUGUUUAAGAACACCACAGUAUAGAGAAUACCCCUAUGAAAACUUUCCUUUUUAAGGUUUGGUGCAAAAUGUUGUUGAUAAAGUUGGAAACACUAGUUUUAAAAAAUUUCUAAUCAUGACUCAUUUCUUCUCAAAACUUCUGUUAAAGAGCUGCACAAAUGUUUUAAAGCUGAUGAAAACUGAUUUGAACAACAGGUGUAAAGGAAAACAGUUGUCAUUAUGAUUAUGGGUAUAAAGACAAUUGAACAAGAUGCUGAAUGCUGCCAGAUUUGGAUUAUACAUGUUCUGUUUAGCCAGACAGUUGGUCAUUGCCGUCAAUAUUUGAACAGUCAUCUUUAAACUAAAAGUGUGAGACACAUGCUGUGCCAGUGUAAGAUAUUACAUAUUUGUAUGAAAGUUAAGUUUCUAAAUAAUAGAAUUCUUCCCUAAUGAUAUCCUUUCUUACUAUUUUUCCUGUUCAGCAGUAUUUGUUUAAUGCAUUUUUUAAUUUGAAAACUUUUGUUGUAAUUAGAAAACAGUUUUGGUGCCAAAUAUGUUAGGUCAUAUGUUGUAAUAUAUUGGUUAAAUUGUUUUUUCUUUCUGUUGUAUGAUGUAUACACCAGCACUAUAUAACAGGCAUAGGAACAUCUUUGUGCUAGUUGCUAAGGUUGUAAUGUGUUCCAAUUACAGAAAUAUGCCAUUGAGAACAUUAAAGUUCCUUCAGAAACAUAUCAUUGUUUCUGUUCACGAAGAGAUUAAACUCUUCUAGAUAUGCAAUUUUAAUGCCAUUAUUCUGUAUUGUUAAUAUGGCAGAGAGGUUGAUUGUAAAUAUUGCAGUGUUUUCUGUUAUUAUAUUGAAAUGGCAUGUUUGAGACUGUUGAUUCUGUUUAUGUUCAUUGUUAACUGCCCUUCUGAGGCAAAACUUUCUUUUCUUUCAUCUUGUGUAAAUCAAUGAAGUGAUAUUGUUGUGUUCUGUAAGAAAUUAUUGCUUUGCAUGAUUUGUUUAGUGAAGUGAUUCUCUGGCGAUAAGUUUAUUGUUCUCAGUUAUGAUUAAGGUUUUCUUAUUUUAGUUGUAUUCAAUAAAGAACUGUGAAAUAUA